AUGCCCCGCCGUGUGGCGUCCAAGUUUGCUGACCAGCUGGAGCCAGGCCUCAGCGCCCAGCAGCGAAGGAAGAAGCUGAAGGAAGUCUAUGAGAAAAACCGACAGCGCAAGUUGAAUCGCCCAAGUGGUGCUUCAAAGUACAGCCACCUUCCAGAGAUUGAGGCGCUGAAGGGCAAACCUCAGGCUCGGCGGCGAGCUUUGGCAAAGCUGUACCGGGGCCAGAAGAGCGAGAGUCAAAGAGCAGAAUCGCUGCAAAAUGGCACGGAGAGCCACGCUGGGAUGAGCCCGGCGUCGGGGCCAGAUGAGGGUGGCUCCCGACAAGAUGUCCAUUGCAAGAGCGGAAGCGCGGGGCCAAAGCUGGACAGCGGCAGGAUUGUCCAGCAUGAAACCCCGGGCAGCGCUCCGAGCUUGGAGCUUGCCCGCCUGCAAGAGCGGAUCAGGCAGUUGGAGGGGGAGGCGCAGCUGCUGGCUCGGCGGCUGCGGUGGCAUGAAAAUGUUCGUGAUAUCGUGAGUGCCUCCGCAAAGCGGUCUUUUGAUGCCGUCCCAAUUCCGGGAUGGCUGAUUUUGGAGGGCCAGAAGCUCGCUUGA
Molecule: messenger RNA, 588 nt
Organism: Effrenium voratum
Lineage: Eukaryota; Dinophyceae; Suessiales; Symbiodiniaceae
Source: the annotation of a GenBank genome assembly